CUUGAGUACCUCCACGUAUGGCCUCUUGAAUCGACCUGUGAAGUUGUCACUGAGGCUGCUGUGAUCUACAAAUCAUGACUGACACCUUUGAAAAAGGCAAAACAGCCAUCUUAUCAUGUCACAAGAACACCACGCCAAGAGAAAAGGUUGACUUUUACAACACUAUAGCAGAGGACUUUGAACAGUACAUGGUUGCUCUGGAAUACAAUGCGCCGACUCUGGCAGCGAACAGCAUUUCCUCCCAUUUCAGUGGUGACCAUGAUGCAGCUCUUGUGUUGGACGUGGCCUGUGGUACAGGACUGACCGCCAAAGAGAUGAUGAAAUUUGGAUUUAAACAUUUUGUGGGUGUUGAUGGAAGCGAGGGCAUGUUGCGGCUGGCCAAAAGGACAGAGAUUUACCAAGAUCUCCAAAACUGUAUUCUGGGAGAGGAGCAGCUGCCUAUUCAGUGGGGCACCUUUGAUGUGGUUGUAAUUGUUGGCACCCUGAGUGUGGGUCAGGUUCCAGUUGGUGUAGUCAGAGACUUGUGCAAGGCUGCCAAACCAGGAGGCUAUAUUUGUAUGACAACAAGGAAAAAUCGUGACAAUCUGGAAUAUAAAACAGCCUUGGAGCGCGAGUUGAAACAAAUGGAGGAUGAAGGGUUGUGGAGCUGUGUAACUGUCAAUGAAGUGGAUGACUGGGAGAGAGGAGUAACAGAAUAUGAGAAGGGUUAUAUCCCUGGUGCUGUGUACCUCUACAGGACCAGCGAUGGUCCCAAAAUAUGAAGGAAGAUCAUCGAAAAUUUUAAAUACCUUACUCUACGUUUCCAACUUUUUUUUUGUAGUGAGGUAGAUGGUCGUAGAUUCGAUUAUUUGUCUGUUUGAUGUUCAAUUCUG
Messenger RNA from Thalassophryne amazonica, 872 nucleotides. It is a transcript of the gene mettl27, whose product is annotated as methyltransferase like 27. Lineage: Eukaryota; Metazoa; Chordata; Actinopteri; Batrachoidiformes; Batrachoididae. Gene Ontology annotation, molecular function: S-adenosylmethionine-dependent methyltransferase activity. Bases 75 to 761 code for a protein of 228 amino acids. The record is from RefSeq and is a predicted model, not a curated record. The transcript is spliced from 6 exons.